This is a messenger RNA of Vigna unguiculata (cowpea), 2912 nucleotides long. The record is from RefSeq and is a predicted model, not a curated record. NCBI's taxonomy places the organism in Eukaryota, Viridiplantae, Streptophyta, Magnoliopsida, Fabales, Fabaceae.
CACUGUUUUCCCUUCCCAUCUCAUCUCUUGUUUGCAUUUCAAACAACAAUGGUUGAAUCCUUUCUCUUUAGCAUGGCAGAGAAGCUUUUAGCAAAGCUUGCUUGUCGUGCCUUUGAAGAAGUUUCUCGGGUGGUGGGUUUAUACGAUCAUCUUCGAAACCUCACGAACACUCUCUCCUUCAUCAAGGCUGUGUUGUUAGGUGUUCAGCAAAAACAAGAGCACAACCCUGAGCUCCGCGAAUGGCUCACUCAGAUCAAAACUAUCUUCUCUGAUGCUGAAGAUGUUUUGGAUGAAUUUGAAUGCCAAACACUACGAAUGAAAGUGGCCAAAGCUCAUGGUAGCACCAAAGACAAGGUGAGUAACUUCUUCUCAAGUUCUCAUCCACUUGUUUUUCGUCACAAAAUGACUCAACAAAUUAAAGAUAUCUGUAAUAGACUAGACAAGGUUGCAGCUGAUAGAGAUAAGUUUAGUCUUCAAAUAAUUGAUGUUGAGACACGUGUUGUUCAUCGGAGAAAUAUGACACACUCCCGUGUGAGUGAUUCAGAUGUUAUAGGAAGGAAACACGAUAAAGAAAAUAUCAUAGAGCUUUUGAUGCAGCAGAAUCUUAAUCAUAAUGAUACAAAUCUAUCUAUUAUCCCUAUUGUGGGGAUGGGGGGCUUGGGAAAGACUACACUUGCAAAGUUUGUGUUCAAUGAUAUCAGGAUUCAGGAGUGCUUCUCAUUGAAGAUGUGGGUGUGUGUUUCCGUUGACUUUGACAUUGAACAACUGAUUAUCAAAAUCAUCAAUUCCGCCAAUUAUCCAGCGUCUGCUGAUGCUCUUUCUCACCAAACGAAUUGGAACAUGUUGGAUCUGGAACAACUGCAAAAUCAACUCAAAAAUAAACUUUCCGGUCAAAAAUUCUUACUCGUAUUGGACGACGUAUGGAAUGAAGACCGUGUUAAAUGGCUUGAGCUGCGAAAUUUAAUCCAAGUAAGUGCAGCAGGAAGUAAAAUCCUUGUGACCACGCGUAAUCCUUCAAUUGCUGCCAUGAUGGGCACAGUUCCCUUUCACCUUUUAAAAGGUCUUUCUGAUGAGGAUUCGUUGUCUCUCUUAGUCAAGUGGGCAUUUAAAGAAGGAGAGGAGGAAAAACAUCCUCACUUAAUAAAUAUUGGAAGACAAAUUGUGAAAAAGUGCAGAGGGAUUCCAUUGGCAGUGAGAACAUUAGAGAGUUUACUAUUCUCAAAAUUUGAGGCUAGUGAAUGGGAAUACGUGAGAGACAAUGAAGUUUGGAAUUUGCCUCGGAAAAAGGAUGACAUUUUACCUUCCCUUAAAUUGAGUUAUGAUCUCAUGCCUUCCUAUUUGAGACAAUGUUUUGCAUUGUUUUCCCUUUACCCAAAGGAUCGACAAUUCUAUAGUGAUGAAAUAACUCGGGUUUGGGGUACUUGGCUUUGGGGGGCACUUGGACUCAUUGCACUGCCAAAAACGAAUAGGACACCUGAAGAAGUAGCAAGUCAGUAUUUGAAUGAACUUAUGUCAAGAUCCUUUCUUCAAGAUUUUGAAAACUUUGGAACUGCGUAUACUUUUAGAAUACAUGAUUUGGUGCAUGAUCUCGCCCUGUUUGUUGCGUUGGAUGAGUGUCUACACGUGAAUUCCAAGAUUCAAAAUAUUCCAGAUAAUGUUCGGCAUCUAUCUUUUGCUGAAAGCAUUUUGUUCGACAAUUUAGUCACCAAAAAAUCAGCUGCUGUGAGAACCGUACUAUUUCCACAUGGUGCAGCAGAAGCUGCCAACGGUGAAGCUAUACUAACGACAUGUCUGGCAAAGUUCAAAUGCUUGCGAGUUUUGGAUUUAAGUGGGGCAAUAUUUGAGACUUUUCCCCGUAACAUUGCCAAGUUGAGACAUUUGAGAUAUCUGGACAUUAGCGACAAUCCCAACAUUAAGAGACUCCCCGACUCUAUUUGCAAGCUCCAAAGUUUGCAAGUGUUGUUACUUGGCGGAUGCAAUGAGCUGGAAGCAUUGCCCAAAGGGCUAAGAAAACUGAUCAGUCUCCGUUAUCUGGAGUUUAGCAUAAAGCAAACUGUUCUGCCUGUGAAUGAGAUCGCCAACUUGGUGUCGCUUCAAAUCUUGAGUAUUGAAUCGUGCAUUAAUGUAGAGUCCAUAUUUGGAGGGGUGAAAUUUCCUAUUCUUACAUCAUUGUUCGUUUCUGGUUGUCAGAGUCUAAAGUCAUUGUCUUUGGAUGGUCAAAAUUUUCCUGAAUUAGAAACAUUGUUUGUUGACGACUGCAGCAAUUUGGACUUGGAACUAUGGAAAGGCCACCAUGAACAAGAAAGCUCCAAGCUGAAGUUAAAACUUCUUGCGUUUUCAAGUUUAUCACAACUGGUGGCCUUGCCUAAAGGGCUUCAGGAGGCUGCCAACUCUUUACAAUGCUUGUUUAUUUCAAAUUGCCACAAUAUUGAAGCACUUCCCGAUUGGUUAACAACUCUGACUGAUCUGAAAACACUUCGUUUAAUAGAUUGUCCAAAUUUGGUUUCUCUCCCACAUAACUUCCAUGACCUCACUGCACUUGAAACUUUGAGGAUGAAAGGUUGUGCUGACUUAUGUAAAAAAUAUAAACCCCAUGUUGGAGAGUUUUGGCCUAAAAUAUCACACAUCAAAAACAUUUUCAUUGAUGAACCAGAAGAGCCGGAGAAGAAUUAGAUAAAGAGCAAGACGAAGUUCAAAGUCCCUUAUUUUCUUUAUUUGUUCUUUUAUUAAAUGUGUUUUUCAUAAUUUUGAUUUUUUUUUAUGGUUUUUCAUUGUCUUUAGGAAAAUUAAUUGGGGCUUUUAGUUAAGGCAUUUCAAUUUAGAAGACCUACAUGUAUUUGCGUAACAGUGCCACGUUUGUUCUUUCUACCAAUUUGCUUUGUUCAAUCAUUAAUAUUGUUAUACACAAUUAA